CCCUGUGGGCGUGGUUCCCUGCAGCCUCCGUACAAUCAGAGUCCCCGCUGUCUGGGUCUUGCUCCUCCCACUUCCCCAUCGCUACCCACCAGCCCCACCCCCACUCCCGUUUGCUUUGUUGGAAGCCUGUUUCCCCUGUGGAACUGGGCAGGUCUCAGUUUUAAUGUCUGUUGCUUUGGGGGCGGGGCCUAAAUUGUUGAAAUGACAACAUCCACUUCCUCCACCCAGGCAGCAGGGCCUCCAGCUCCCUACGUCCCGCCAACGGCUGUGUGUCCUCUGUGUGCCCUGGUCUGAGUCUGUGCUUUCCCCCUGCGGCCGAGCCUGGCACCUAGUGUGCCCUUCCCUCAGUUAUUUCUUGUGGGGUUGGUUAGACUGGCCUCAGAGGCUUUCUGGGAAAGGGUGACGGGGUGAGCCGCUUUGAAAUCUGUGCCGAGCUCCGUAGCCUUCAGCCAGGCUGCCUAGCCUCUCUGGACCUCAGUUUCUUCAUCUGUACCAUGGGUCUAUUGCUGUAGUGAGUAAAAUCCUGCCACAGUCCCCGGCCCAUUGUAGGUGGCCGCCUCGGGUCACAUCCUACCCGGCAAGAGCUGACAGAUUCUCCUAGCCACUGAGGAAGAACCACACCAGAGUGCAUGUGACCCUGUAGGGCUGGGCCAGGGCUGGACGGCAUCCCCACCCCCUCCCUCACGUGCUGUGUGACCGGGCAAGUUGACUGACAUCUUUGAGAGUCACUGGGAAGAGUCAAUUAACUCGAAUGGGAAUAUGCUCAGCACACAGGUGUUUACGUCAACGGUGGCUGUCAUUUUAUUGUUAUUGUUAUUGUUAUUCCCAUGUACAAGGUGCUGUUGGGAACACAGAGGAAGUCACUGACUGGGGGUUCAGGGAAGGCUCCGUAGAAGAGGGAACACUUGAGCUGGGUCUUGAAGGAUGAGUAGAAGUUCACCAAGUGGGAAAGGACCUUCUAGGAUGGCCGAACCUCGAUUUAACAACCCUUACUUCUGGCCCCCUCCUCCCACCAUGCCCAGCCAGCUGGACAACCUGGUCCUGAUUAACAAAAUCAAAGAGCAGCUGAUGGCCGAGAAGAUCCGGCCGCCUCACCUGCCACCCACCUCAGCCUCGUCCCAGCAGCCACUGCUAGUGCCCCCCGCGCCCGCUGAGAGCAGCCAGGCGGUCAUGUCGCUGCCCAAGCUGCAGCAGGUGCCGGGGCUGCACCCGCAGUCUGUGCCUCAGCCCGACGUGGCGCUUCACGCGAGGCCGGCCACUAGCACUGUCACAGGUCUAGGGCUUUCCUCUCGGACCCCCGCUGUGAGUACAUCGGAGUCAACUCCAGGCGCUGGCACGGGCACCAGUACCCCGUCCACACCCACCACCACCAGCCAGAGCCGCCUCAUCGCCUCGUCCCCCACCCUCAUCUCAGGGAUCACCAGCCCCCCCCUCCUGGACUCCAUCAAGACAAUCCAGGGCCACGGCCUGCUUGGCCCUCCCAAGUCCGAACGAGGCCGCAAAAAGAUCAAGGCAGAGAACCCAGGGGGUCCCCCUGUCCUUGUUGUCCCCUACCCCAUCCUGGCCUCCGGUGAGACCGCAAAGGAGGGCAAGACAUACAGGUGUAAGGUGUGCCCGCUCACCUUCUUCACCAAGUCCGAGAUGCAAAUCCACUCCAAGUCGCACACCGAGGCCAAGCCCCACAAGUGCCCGCACUGCUCCAAGUCCUUCGCCAACGCCUCCUACCUGGCCCAGCACCUGCGAAUCCACCUGGGCGUCAAGCCCUACCAUUGCUCCUACUGUGACAAGUCUUUCCGACAGCUCUCCCACCUCCAGCAACACACCAGAAUCCACACAGGCGACAGACCCUACAAGUGCCCACAUCCUGGCUGUGAAAAGGCUUUCACUCAGCUCUCUAACCUCCAGUCUCACCAGCGCCAGCACAACAAGGACAAGCCCUACAAAUGUCCCAACUGCUACAGGGCCUACUCAGACUCCGCCUCCCUCCAGAUCCACCUCUCCGCCCACGCCAUCAAGCACGCCAAGGCCUACUGCUGCAGCAUGUGCGGGCGGGCCUACACCUCGGAGACCUACCUGAUGAAGCACAUGUCCAAACACACAGUGGUGGAGCACCUGGUGAGCCAUCACUCACCGCAGAGGACGGAGUCCCCAGGCAUCCCGGUGCGAAUCUCUCUGAUCUGAGCCCAGCUGCGGCCCCGCCCCGCCCACUUGGCAGACACGGAACUAGGCAGCGCUCAGCCUAACUCUCGCUGAGGCCUCCCAGGAACCACCAAGCUCUCUUAUGACCCUCCCAACCUGCCAGAAAGCUUGGUCCUCAGAAGCCCAGCCUGGUCCCGCUCCUGGGCAGCCAGGCCAGCUGCAAGAUUCUGGACUGUUCUGGUGGCAUCCAAAGACAAGCUCAGAGCACUUUGAACCUGUCUGUUGGGUUUUUCUCUUCGUUCCCCCUCCCUCACUUGCUUCACUGUUUCUUGUUUUUUAAGUUUGUUUUGGAAAUAACAAAAAAAAAAAAAAAAAAAAAAAAAAAAAAGGAUAUUUAUUGGCCAGAAUGUUGGUGCUGCUAAGAACGAGAAAUUAAAAGGACCGGACAGACGGAUACAGAGAACCAGAGGGCAGCGUGGGAACUUCUCUGGCCAUAGCCUCAGGUUCUUGAAGGGAGGCUCAGGCCUGGGGUUCUGGACUUCAAAGGGGACCCUCCCCCCAGGUGGGAGGAGACAGCUGGAGUGAGCCCUUCAGCCCCGUCACCCAGUCAAACUGCCUGAACCUGGCCCUAGCCUUCAUGAGCAGAGAGGGUACAGCAGCUGCCAGCGCUGCCUGGCUUUAGGGCAUGGAAACAAGAGGGGUCUGGAGAGCCGCAGGACCAAAGGGCGCAGUGACGGCUGGGUGGCAUAGCCCAGGGGAAUGGGUUGGGGGUGUGCCAGUGAGACUCGGCCCCUCCCCUGCUGCCCUGAAGAACCACCCCAGUCUACCUCGGUGCUGGCCAGGAAACCUAUCGGCUACCUCUCCCACCACUCCAGACUGUGGGCAGGGGGAAAGGGAGGGAGCGGGCCUGGGCUUCCAGAAUUCCCUCCAGAGGGGGACAGUGCCCAGGGAGGGGUUGCUCUCUCACCACAGGCGAGGGCUCCCCAACCCAUACCCCAGGCCCUGCGGCAGGGAUAGGAUCCUCCAAAGGAGGUCCCGGGAGCAGACCCUGCCCCCAGUCUCCCCCCCCAGACACAUCCCAAUCCGAAAGCCAUGCGUGUCCGUGUAUAUAGAAACUAUGUACAGAACCCAGAGAACCCUUCCGCAUCCUCCCCCCAGAGAAGAAGAAAACUAGACAAAACUCAUCUUAUAUAUUCUGUAUCUGGAGUCCAUUUGAAUAUUAACUGUGUUAUUUUUAUACACUUUUUAAGCCUUAACUCGCCAUUGAUUUACCAGUUUAACGUUUCCUGGGGUUUCUUUUCCACUGGGGGGGGGUGCCACAGCUCCCCCCCAACCCUGACCCCUUUGUUUGACUUGCGUCGUCUGAUACUCAGUAUUGUAGCUUUUCGUCUGCAUGUUAACUACCCUGUAAAUACGCUGUUCCGAUACUGUUAACAUCCUUUGCUUUUUACCCCCCCCCUCUGUGGGACCUCCAGGCCACCGUAUUUAGAAAUAGUUACCUUAUUAAAAAAGAGAAAACGGUCUGUUGGCUUCUCAGUCUGCAUCUUGGUGGCAGGGAGGCAAGGGCAGGUGGCCCUUGUCAGGAGAGAAGCUUAUGCCCUAUUUAAAGAAGGGAGUGGAGCCAAACCAGUCAAACAUGGGAGAGGAACACUUCCGGGGGCUGGGGGCGAGAGACGAAGGGUUGCAACCCCUCUGCUCUUUGUAUUUCUCUGAUGUGAAGAAUAAACCGUACCUACACCCGGGCAGUG
Psammomys obesus (fat sand rat) is the source of this 3887-nucleotide messenger RNA. RefSeq names its product zinc finger protein 362 (gene Znf362). Bases 925 to 2181 code for a protein of 418 amino acids. The record is from RefSeq and is a predicted model, not a curated record. The transcript has 8 exons. Gene Ontology annotation, cellular component: nucleus. Gene Ontology annotation, molecular function: DNA-binding transcription repressor activity, RNA polymerase II-specific; RNA polymerase II cis-regulatory region sequence-specific DNA binding. Gene Ontology annotation, biological process: negative regulation of transcription by RNA polymerase II; central nervous system development. NCBI's taxonomy places the organism in Eukaryota, Metazoa, Chordata, Mammalia, Rodentia, Muridae.